AUGGGCGUGGGAGACUAUGUGCAUGCCAGACCACCCGGCGCCCAACCGCGAUCUCGCACAAGUGAAAACCAACCCCAAAAUCAUGACCAAAAUCUCUCAUCCCGACAGGCCUUAGCAGCCCAAGCAAGGGUUGAAGUACCGUCCACCAACCUGAUUGCUCCGGUACCACUACCGGGCAAUCAAGCCAACCUAUUUGAGCACUAUGCGCAGCAGCCGCAACCACCACCAGUCGAAGACGCCGCGCACAGGGACAUGUUCGACACCGACGUGGAGGGAAUUGAUGACUCGACCAUCGCAGCAACCAGCGUGUUAGGAUUCGACGACAUUCCCCCUCAGUAUCAAUUAUCAUCCACAGCGCAGCAUCACGCCGCCCCCGACCCGAAGAUAUUCCAACCGCACCCGUCCCAGUCUCAUCCCCCGCAACGCUCGCACGAUGCCAAUUGGUACGCGAGCUUUGGCGACAACGCCCCGAAGUCGGCUGGCUUCGACUCAGGGGAUGCGGCCGACGAUGCCGAGAGCCAGUUAACCUCCGUCGUGGGGGAUGAUGAGCAGUCCGACACGACCGAGGACGCCGCGGAUUAUGCCCGGCGCUACAGGUCGUCAACCACGACGGCCAACGAACCCCUGAGCAAGCGUCUGCAGAAUUUCUGGAGCGCCAGCCGUCGCACCUAUCAGAAUCCCACCGAGGACGCUCCCGCCGCGAUCCCCGCCGUGUACCUGGAGCCGGCUAAGGCUUCCGGUCCUGGAACACUGCGGCAAGCCCACUCCGACUCCAGGAUGAUGACCGCCAGUCAGGUCUUGCCCCUAGCCGGCGGCAACAGCCGAAAGGUCACUCUCCCACGCAGCAUGACAGCGACUCCCCGGACGAGGUUCAGCCCCCCGAAGCCCACCCUCCUGGAACAGUUAGAUUUGACCCCGACCCGCCGGACGUCUGGACCACGCCCCCAGCCAGGCAAGGACAAUCAGGAUCAAAAUCAUCGCGACAUCGCGGAGGAGUACGGCCUUUUCGACAGUGACUUCAGGAGACGAGGGAGCCUGCCCCCGCUGAGUGCCUUUGACAUCACCAACAUCGACGACCUGGACAACGACCGCGAUGAUAAUCACGACCACAACAAAGACGACCACGACCACGACCACGACCACGAUCCCAUCAACGAUCCUUUCUCCCGCCGCCUAUCUGUCCAGCGCAUCAGCCCAGACAGUAGCUCCAGCCCGAAACUCCAAGAAGACCCCUCUUCCAAAAAGCGCCAGCUUGAACCCGACUACCCGCCCGAAGUCCUCCGCCAAAAAUCCUUCGCGGACCUCCAAUCCGAACCCUUCGACCAUAUCCCCAACUCCUCCGCCGCCACCCCCGCAGAAACAAAAACCACGCCACCUCCCCCAGAGAAGAUGUCGCACCUGUUGAGUCUCGCCGACAAGGACCGCCGGGAGUUCUUCUCCGGCCUGACGAUGGACGCAUGGGAGGACUACGGCGACCUCCUCAUCGACCAGUUCUCCGCGACGUUGACGAAGAUGAAGGAUCUGCGGCGCGCGCGCCGACGGACCGCCGCCGUCUUCGAGGCGGAGAUCCGGAGACGGCACGAGCUGGUCGAGGAGCAAUCCGCCGAGUUGUCCCGGAAGCUCAAGGAUAUGAAAAGUGGUGGGGCGGAGGUUCUUCGGGGGCGGACCCCUACUCAGUGA
This is a messenger RNA of Aspergillus fijiensis CBS 313.89, 1680 nucleotides long. RefSeq lists its product as uncharacterized. The coding region runs from base 1 to 1680 and encodes 559 amino acids. The record is from RefSeq and is a predicted model, not a curated record. Gene Ontology annotation, molecular function: TBP-class protein binding; RNA polymerase I core promoter sequence-specific DNA binding. Gene Ontology annotation, biological process: nucleolar large rRNA transcription by RNA polymerase I. NCBI's taxonomy places the organism in Eukaryota, Fungi, Ascomycota, Eurotiomycetes, Eurotiales, Aspergillaceae. Gene Ontology annotation, cellular component: RNA polymerase I core factor complex. The transcript is spliced from 3 exons.